ACCAGGGCACCAGGGACCUGGGACUACGGCACCAGAGACCAAGGACCAGGGAUCCAUGUCACCCGCGCUGCUGCUUUUGCUGCUUGUCCUCGGCUCAGGAUAUUAUGUCGCUGGGCUGGAUCGCAAUGGCACAGACUUUAGAAAAGGUGGGCUGUUGUUGCCCGGGACCCACAGCAAUGGGGACUUCCAGGUUACCACAAGGAGUGAGGUGCUGUCCCCUGCCAGUGCCACGCCUUCAGCCAAUGAGCCACCCUUGGGAGCUGAGGAGGACUAUUCAGAAGAAGAUGAUGCAGAGCCAGGCACUGUGGGCUACAUCGUGGAUGACUCCGUCAGAGUUGAACAGGUAGUGAAACCCAAGAAGAACAAGACAGAAAGUGAAAAGACUUCAGAUAAACCCAAAAGAAAGAAAAAGGGCAACAAAAAUGGAAAAAGUAGAAGAAACAAGAAGAAGAAAAAUCCCUGUGCUGCAGAGUUUCAAAACUUCUGUAUUCAUGGAGAAUGCAAAUACCUAGAGAACAUGGAUAGAGUGACCUGCCAAUGUGAUCAGGAUUACUUUGGUGAACGGUGUGGAGAAAAAUCCAUGAAGACUCACAGGAUCGCUGGCCAUGACUUGUCCAAAAUCGCCUUGGCGGCCAUCACUGCUUUUGUCUCUGCCGUGAGCCUUACAGCCAUCGCGGUGGUGGUCACAGCCCAGAUUCGGAAGCGAUACUUCAGGGAAUAUGCAGGUGAAGAAGAACAAAAGAAACUGCGACAAGAAAAUGGCACUGCACACGGCAUGGCGUAACCGAGCACAAUGCAGGACAUCAGGCCGGAGUCAUCGCCACCUUCUCGGAGUAAAUGAUGAGCUGGUCUCCUUUCAGUGAAGAAAAGUGAAACUGUUGGUGUUUUUUUUUUUUUUUCACUUUUUGUGCUAAGUCUUAU
This is a messenger RNA of Octodon degus (degu), 921 nucleotides long. RefSeq names its product amphiregulin (gene Areg). The record is from RefSeq and is a predicted model, not a curated record. Gene Ontology annotation, biological process: epidermal growth factor receptor signaling pathway; positive regulation of mitotic nuclear division; positive regulation of cell population proliferation. Lineage: Eukaryota; Metazoa; Chordata; Mammalia; Rodentia; Octodontidae. The transcript has 6 exons. The coding region runs from base 56 to 784 and encodes 242 amino acids.